AUGGAACAUUAUGCUAGCUACAGUGAGAACGCUGAUUGGAGCAAUGAAGAGAAACAGGACAAUGUGGUUGUACAGAACCAAAGAAAGAGUCAGCCAAUGAAAUACGAUUUACAAGAUUUCUUCGAUAAUUUCCAUUUUCGGAUGCUACGUUUCAAAGACACCGGAAACGUCCAGACAGCAAGGAUAAAAAUGAACCUAGUGUGGCUGGCAAUGUUAGCGCCUGUCAUUGUAUCGAUAAACGGUCUAGUUGAAAGGGAAACCGAAAAACCCGGAGGUAAUCUUCAAUCAAAAUUUCAAUUAGCCUCAGAAACAAGUACAAUAACACGGCUCAACCAGACCCAACAAUCACGCAAACAACGUACCGCAUCGUUGGCGGAUCUGACAACCUUUGUUCCAGAUGAGGAAGACGUAGAUAGGACAACAACAAAGUUUGAUACUCCAACACAAAACCCUUCUUUACAAACGUCAACACCCCCUCCUACAAUGACAUCUCCCCCUGUGUUGUCACCCCCUCCUACAACAACACAUCUCCCUGCGUCGUCACCCCCUCCUACAACAACACAUCUCCCUGCGUCGUCACCCCCUCCUACAAUGACACCUCCCCCUGCAUCGUCACCCCCUCUUACAAUGACACCUCCCCCUGCGUCGUCACCCCCUCUUACAAUGACACCUCCCCCUGCGUCGUCACCCCCUCCUACAAUGACAUCUCCCCCUGCGUCGUCACCCCCUCCUACAACAACACAUCUCCCUGCGUCGUCACCCUCUCCUACAAUGACACCUCCACCUGCGUCGUCACCCCCUCCUACAACAACACAUCUCCCUGCGUCGUCACCCCCUCCUACAAUGACACAUCUCCCUAUGUCAUCACCCCCUCCUACAACAACACAUCUCCCUGCGUCGUCACCCCCUCCUACAAUGACACAUCUCCCUGCGUCGUCAACCCCUCCUACAACAACACAUCUCCCUGCGUCGUCACCCCCUCCUACAUCGACAUCUCCCCCUGCGUCGUCACCCCCUCCUACAAUGACAUCUCCCCCUGCGUCGUCACCCCCUCCUACAUCGACAGCUCCCCCUGCGUCGUCACUCCCUCCUACAAUGACAUCUCCCCCUGCGUCGUCACCCCCUCCUACAACGACACCUCCCCCUGCGUUGUCACCCCCUCCUACAAUGACACCUCCCCCUGCGUUGUCACCCCCUCCUACAAUGACACCUCUCCCUGCGUCGUCACCCCCUCCUACAAUGACACAUCUCCCUGCGUCGUCACCCCUUCCUACAUCGACAACUUCCCCUACAUCGUCGAUUGCACAAAUCCUUCCCUUUUCAUCUUCAGCAGGAAGAACAUUGACCCCAAAACCAAAAAUUACAAUACCGGCAACACAAACGCCAACACCAUUAUCAAGCCCUUGGGUACCAUCAGUAACUUUUUGCCCUCUAUCAAUUGGUUUUCUGGUUGGUGGUUCUGAUUGCCGUCAGAAAGAGGUUGAAGAAUCUGAUAAUAUACCAGAAAGACCAGUGAGGACAGAAUAUGUCACACCAUACCCACCACCAUCAACUACACCAUACCCACCACCAUUAACUACACCAUACCCACUGCCAACAACAACACCACACGCACAAACAUAUCCAUCACCACCACUAUAUACAUCACCGCCACCAUAUCCAUCACCGGCACCAAGCACACCAUCAUCAACGUCACCAUAUCCACCGCCACCACUAUAUCCAUCACCACCACCAAGCACACCACCAUCAACGACACCAUACGCACCGUCACCACCACCACCACCAUCAGCUACACCAUACCCACCGUUAUUCACUGCACCAUACACACCACCGCAAUCAAGUACACCACCAACAACACCACUAUCAACUACACCAUACCUACCACCACCAAGUACAUCACCAAGUACACUACCACUGGCACCAUACCCAUCAACACCAUCAGCUACACAAUAUUUAACUACACCACCACCCACUACACGAUAUCAACCACAACGAAGUACACCCGCAUCAACUUCACCAUAUCCGCCCCAACUAUCAACUACAUUAGGUAUACCUCAUUCAUUAUCAAUACCAGUAUCGAUUACUCCUCUUCCAUCGUUACCAAGUUCACAGAAUUCACCGAGAAUAAUCUCAACAUCCAGUACACGGACUCCAUCAAGUAAAAGGACUUUAUCAUCGAAAAUACCGACAACUCUAUCUUUAAAUAAACAGACUACGUCACCGAGAGUGACCACAAUUUCAGCGACUAAAACGAGAGAACCAGGCAUAAAGUACAAAGUGUUCGAUGAUUACAAGGUAUUGUAUACUUAG
Ostrea edulis (European flat oyster) is the source of this 2310-nucleotide messenger RNA. RefSeq lists its product as uncharacterized. The coding region runs from base 1 to 2310 and encodes 769 amino acids. The transcript has 4 exons. Lineage: Eukaryota; Metazoa; Mollusca; Bivalvia; Ostreida; Ostreidae. The record is from RefSeq and is a predicted model, not a curated record.